AUGGCCGAUUCCACUCUUCCAAUUGAUAUUCACACCAAUAAACUGCUCGAUUGGCUUAUAAGUCGGCGACACUGCAAGAAGGACUUUCAGAAAAGUCUGGACUUGAUACGAGUCAAGGUUAAGCUGGCUAUUCAGGACAUGCCUCAGAUUGAUGAGGUGAUUCAGCUGCUCAAAGAAAAUGUUUUUGACUACUACGUGUGCAAGCGGAUAGUGGAGAUACUUAAGAAGACCGAUAAAGACUCAAAAAACAUUUUUGGCCAGUACACUUCAAAGAGGCUGCUAGACUGGCAGGAAAUUGUCAAACUCUACGAAAAGGAUAAUGUCUACCUCGCUGAAGACGCUCAGAAUCUUAUUCGAAAUGUCAACUACGAGGUUCCUUCACUGAAGAAGCUAGCCGCCAAAUAUGAGCAACAAAUCUCUGAUACCGAAAGGUCAAUUGAACUGUGUAAAAAGCAGUCGAAAAACUAUCAGAAUGAAUUUUCCUCAAGCACGAAAAAAAUGGGAAUUGAGGGUGUUAAUAUCAAAGCUGAACUUGUUGCCCAACUGGAAAUUCUCCCAAAAAAGCUAAACGAGCUCUCUGAACAGCUGCAAACACUUAUCCCCGUGUGCAAUUACUACAAAACCUUUGUCUUUUUCAUCUCACAAAGCGGUAUUGAGUGCCUGCCCUUGUUGCACUAUCUGCUCGCCAAGGGCAACACCACUGUCUUCGAGUACAAAACCGGUACAACUCCGGACAGUGUGGAGGAGUUCAGGCUGAACUCGUUGAUUGCUGACCUCGGCUCAGAUCAUGACCAGCCGUCGAGCAAGGCGGAGACGGACGAAGACGGCGGGAUUGACUUUGGUGACGGCAUCGACUUUGGCGAUGACAACGCCAGCACCGACACGCCCUCCACCAGCAAUGGCGACUUUGUGAAGCUGGACAAGGACGAGCUGUCGGCGGAGAGUGAGAUCAACUGGGACAUUGGCGAGGAGACGGUCGAGGUCAAUGGCAAUGGCAUUGCCAAUGGCAGCGCUCAGCUGCUCAGCAAAGCCCUCGAUGAGCCCAACAACGCUGGUGGCAGCAAGGUGGCCAGGGGCGAGGAGGCCCAGUCGCUUCUCCUGUGCAGUCAGUAUCGCAAUCGAUUCAUCAAUGAGCUGAUUGAGGUGGAAAGCUUUCUGAGUGAGCGCCUGCAGGAGAUGAAGACGGAGCACAUGCUCUCCUCGCACCUCUUUCAGUCGGCGCCCAGCGUCCUGCAGCUGACCACGGCGGACGGUGUCCGGGAGAUGCUUGCCCAGGUGGUGGCCAUUCGCCAGGCGUUUGAGGUCGCUUCCCUCAAGGUCCUCUACUACAUGAAGGACAGUCCAAAGUACAUUGACAAUGUCUACAAAAAGUUGAGCCACCUGCAGGCGCUCUCGGAGAAGGCCAUGGAGCGGGCGGCCGAUGGAGAGAGUAAGCGCUCCAGCCUGCUCACUGAACUCGCCGCUGUGGGGCCGCAAACGGCCGCGCUGAUUCAGUUCACCAAGGCGCUCCAGCAACGGAUUGAGGAGAGCAUCUCAGCAAAGUACAGCAAUCGACCGGUGAACAUCAUGGGCGGCGUGCAGGUGCUCUAG
Messenger RNA from Rhagoletis zephyria (snowberry fruit fly), 1590 nucleotides. The record is from RefSeq and is a predicted model, not a curated record. Lineage: Eukaryota; Metazoa; Arthropoda; Insecta; Diptera; Tephritidae.